AUGGUAGGUGACGCGCCUAUGCACCUUUUCUCGAAAUUGGCUGAUAGGACCGAAAGUUCUAUCGAUGAGACAUCCAAGUAUACUGGGAAACAGACCGAAAGCAGAACUCCCCGACCUAUUCCCCCGUGGCUCAAAGUCACAGCUUCCCAAGUGCUGUAUCGACUGAAUCGCCCGGAGAGUGUCUUUUUCGACAACCGAGUACCCGAAAAAGCUUCAAACCUAUCAGAAAAGUCAAACUUGACAUGUCAAGUCAACCUGGGAGAGGCAUUUUUGCUUCGAUACUUCGUGGAAGAACUUGCUAAAUGGUUUGAUAUUUGCGACCCUGAACGGCAUUUUGGUGUGGUCGUCCCUCAACGAGCCCGCUUUUGCCCACCUCUUUUCAACGCGGUUCUUUCGGCCUCGGCGAGACAUUUCACAACACUACCAGAUUAUCGACAGAAAGAGAAAACCGUUCAACUUGGAUUACAGGAAGACCUGAUUAUUAGCGAAGCGGCCGUCCUCGACUACCACAAUCAAUGUAUUGCACAUCUUCGACUUCUUGCCAAUGAACCUGACGCUAUUAUGGACGAGAAUCUACUCGCAGCAGCGGUGGUUUUGCGAUUCUAUGAAGAGCUGGAUGCCCCAUUCAUCGAUCUCCCAACCGAUCCCGCUACCCGCGGCCUCCAAGUUUUUAUCGAAGCGCAAGCAGAUUUGGCAUUGGCAUCUACAGGUAUCCGAAAUGCAGCGUUUUGGGUUGGAUUUAGUCAAGAGUUUCAUAUGGCAUUUUCCCAACAACGAUCAUUUCGCCUUUCACUCGACAUGUGCGACACUUAUCUUUCAUUAGAUCCUGCACCGGAUCAUAUCUUGGUGAACAGGCUUCUGAUUAUUGCUGCACAUGUAAAGCAGUAUUGCUAUGAUGAUCAUGACCAGCCAACUUACUCUCGUUAUGAAGAACUUGCCGCUCUUUAUCAGCGCUGGUUAAAAGUAAGGCCUCUCUCUUUCUUUCCUGUCUACUCUGACGCCCCGGAUCGGGAAAAGGAUGAGCUAUUCCCGCGAAUAUGGUUCUUGAACGACUUUCAUAUUUUAGCCGAGAAGAGUGUUGGAUUGGUAAAUAUUUUCUUGACAGCCUAUGACCCCACUAUUGCGCGAGUUGGUCCAGGCAAACGGAGUGCGAUGGAAUCGAUCGAUACCAAACUCAAGACCACCGUCUUAAUAUCUGCGGCAUUGCUAUAUCUAAUCGACAAGAAUCAACCGCAAUUUUAA
This is a messenger RNA of Penicillium argentinense, 1242 nucleotides long. RefSeq lists its product as uncharacterized. Gene Ontology annotation, molecular function: DNA-binding transcription factor activity; transcription cis-regulatory region binding. Gene Ontology annotation, biological process: positive regulation of transcription by RNA polymerase II. Bases 1 to 1242 code for a protein of 413 amino acids. The transcript has 4 exons. NCBI's taxonomy places the organism in Eukaryota, Fungi, Ascomycota, Eurotiomycetes, Eurotiales, Aspergillaceae. The record is from RefSeq and is a predicted model, not a curated record. Gene Ontology annotation, cellular component: nucleus.